Molecule: messenger RNA, 202 nt
Organism: Entrophospora sp. SA101
Lineage: Eukaryota; Fungi; Glomeromycota; Glomeromycetes; Entrophosporales; Entrophosporaceae
Source: the annotation of a GenBank genome assembly
AUGGUCGUUAGAACAACUUCUUCACAAAGUGGUGAUUCAUACAUGGAAGAUGGUUAUAUUCAUAAUAUGACCUUCAAACAAGCAAAAAAUCUAUUAGAAAGUCCUCGUUCUCGUCAAGUUAUUACUUUGGAUAGUUGUGGUAAAAAAGUUGGUGUUUGUGAAGUUGGUGACCCAAAUGGUUUUCCUGUCCUUUGGUUCACAG